GUGGUUUUUCAUCGACAAAAUGGUUGGGUAAAAAUUAGUUGAGAUAGUGCUGUGUAAUAUCUGACACCAUUAAUCUUGAAAGAACCAGCUAUCCCAUUUCUUGCAUUCCAAACAAACGUUAUUUAACCAUUUCUAUUAAUCCGGAUCCAAUGGACUUGAAAUCAAACCAUUCUGCUCCUGUUCUCACUGAUCCUGUACCCAUUAGCAAGUCAAGAUUAGGCGGCAUCCAUUCUAGUCUGUUGCCUUACUCACCACCAGGAGUAGUGUUCCCUUCUAGCCUGUAUCUAACUAUUCCUAGGAAGAAGCCCAUUCCUGGAAAAUUUGAUGAUGUCCGUUCCAGUGGGUGGCUUGAUGCUAUGAUAUCCUCAUCACCUCCUCGCAAGAAGUUAACUAUAGAAUUGAAUGUUGAGGUUGCACCAAAUGAUGCAGAUAUUGCUUACAGCUCCUGGAUGCUUAAGUAUCCAUCAGCGCUUUCAUCUUUUGAGAAAAUCAUGAAUCGUGCAAAAGGGAAAAGGAUAGCAUUGUUUCUGGAUUAUGAUGGGACUCUGUCACCAAUUGUAGAUGACCCUGACCGUGCAUUCAUGUCUAACACUAUGCGUUCUGCUGUAAGAAAUGUUGCAAAGUAUUUCCCAACGGCAAUAGUAAGUGGAAGAAGUCGUGAUAAGGUGUUUGAAUUUGUAAGGCUAACAGAACUAUAUUAUGCUGGUAGUCAUGGGAUGGACAUCAUGGGUCCAGUCCGAAAUUCGGUGGCCAUUGAUGACCAUCCAAACUGCAUUAGGUCUACUGACAAGCAGGGUAAGGAAGUAAAUCUGUUCCAGCCUGCAAGUGAGUUUAUACCCAUGAUCGAUGAGGUUUUUAGAUCCCUUGUCGAUAACACUAAAGAAAUUGAAGGUGCGAAAGUUGAGAAUAACAAGUUUUGUGUCUCUGUACAUUACCGUAAUGUAGAUGAGAAGAGUUGGACUACAAUUGCACAAUGUGUCCAUGAAAUUCUAAAAGACUACCCUCGUUUACGGUUAACUCAUGGGCGAAAGGUUUUAGAGGUCCGUCCUGUGAUUAACUGGGACAAAGGGAAAGCUGUUGAGUUUCUACUUGAAUCACUUGGAUUAAGCAAUUCUAAUGAUGUGGUUCCUAUAUAUGUGGGUGACGAUCGGACAGAUGAAGAUGCAUUUAAGGUAUUGCGAGAGGGAAGUCGGGGUUGUGGGAUCCUAGUGUCGUCCGUGCCAAAAGAAAGCAAUGCAUUCUACUCUUUGAGAGAUCCCUCAGAGGUCAUGGAAUUUCUCGAGUCCCUGGUGAAAUGGAAGAGAUCAGAUGAAGUAUGAGCAGCCUGUAAAAGAGGAGGAAUAGGAGCAUAAAAUAGUCUGCACAUAGUAGUACUUAUAUGUUCUGUAGUUCCUAA
Molecule: messenger RNA, 1396 nt
Organism: Telopea speciosissima
Lineage: Eukaryota; Viridiplantae; Streptophyta; Magnoliopsida; Proteales; Proteaceae
Product: probable trehalose-phosphate phosphatase F
Exons: 11
Coding region: 150-1319 (389 amino acids)
Biological process (GO): trehalose biosynthetic process
Molecular function (GO): trehalose-phosphatase activity
Source: RefSeq, a predicted model, not a curated record